Aegilops tauschii subsp. strangulata is the source of this 591-nucleotide messenger RNA. Lineage: Eukaryota; Viridiplantae; Streptophyta; Magnoliopsida; Poales; Poaceae. The record is from RefSeq and is a predicted model, not a curated record.
AUGCGCAUCGACAUCCUCGACAUCCACGCCAACCCACACGAGCAGGAGCUUCGCCAAGCCGACGCCAUCGUCACUUCUUCGACCUCGGGCGCCGCCACAAAUUCCCCCGCCGCGUUACUGCUCUUGCUGCCGCCUCUUAGUGCUGCUUGCGCCUCGCCCGUGACCCGCGUGCCCGUCCGCCCCUCUGCUACUGAUGCGGUUGCUGCUGCCGCCGUCACCGCACGCGCUCGCCUACACACCCCUGUAGCCGCCCGUGGCCCUGCCGUGCUGCUCGCCGGCUCCGCCCCGCCGUGCUCGCGGCAGCGCCCGCCAGGUGCCGCCCGCCGGAACCCCGCCUCCGCCCGCUGUUGCUUCGGCCACUGCCGCAGCCCGCCCAGUUCCUCCCGCGCCCGCCGUUCCCCCCACUCCCUCGCGCGCGCGCCGGCGUCCCUCUCGUGCUCCCCGCGCUGGCGCCGGGCCGCGUCCUGCUCCCCCUCCUCGGCGCUCUGCGCGUUGGCCGCCGGCGCUCCUCUGGAGCGGUCGGGCGUGCCUUGCCUUGCCGUGGCCGGCUCGGCCACUGCCAAUGGCCCCCCUGGCUUAAUUAGGGGCUAA